Glycine soja is the source of this 661-nucleotide messenger RNA. Its product is annotated as protein INVOLVED IN DE NOVO 2-like. NCBI's taxonomy places the organism in Eukaryota, Viridiplantae, Streptophyta, Magnoliopsida, Fabales, Fabaceae. Gene Ontology annotation, biological process: gene silencing by siRNA-directed DNA methylation. The transcript is spliced from 3 exons. The coding region runs from base 30 to 605 and encodes 191 amino acids. The record is from RefSeq and is a predicted model, not a curated record.
AGAAUGCAUCGAAAAAUACCUCUCUUCAGAUGGCUGCUUUAGAGCAAAUGAAAGCUGAUGAAAAUGUUAUGAAACUGGCUGAAGAUCAAAAGAGGCAAAAAGAACAACUCCAUGCUAAAAUCAUUCAGCUUCAAAAACAAGUUGAUAUGAAACAAGAGCUGGAGUUGGAGAUUCAGCAAUUAAAAGGUUCAUUAACUGUGCUGAAGCACAUGGAAGAUGACAAAGAUGCAGAAAUUCUGAAUAAGGUAGAUACACUACAAAAGAAUUUAAGGGACAAGGAGCAGUCACUUCAAGACUUAGAUGCAUUGAACCAAACACUAAUCAUUAAAAAGCGUGAGAGUAAUGAUGAGUUGCAGGAAGCUCGACAAGCAUUGGUUGAUGCCAUUAAAGAGUUACAAUCUCAUGGAAAUAUUCGUUUCAAGAGAAUGGGGGAACUUGAUACUAGACCAUUCCUUGAAGCAAUGAAGCAAAGAUAUAAUGAGGAGGAUGCUGAAGAGAGAGCUUCAGAACUGUGUUCAUUGUGGAAAGAAUAUCUAAAGGACCCAGAUUGGCAUCCAUUCAAAGUUAUCAUGGUUGAAGGAAAAGAAAAGGUGUGUCUAUGUUAAACAUAUUUAUAGGUCUCCUGAAAUUAUCCUGAAGUCUAUGUGCUUCAUUGCCUGUC